CCGAGACAUCCCCUCCCCGUCGCGUGGACUCGCGAGCCCCAAUUCCCCCCCACCUCGCCGACGUCGCCGUCGCCGCCGUCUUCCUCCGCUUGAUUCCUCCCCUCCCCUCCUCACCCCCCACAGUCCACGGCGCGUCGAAUGCGUGGCCCUCGCCGCCCGUAGCCUACCCCGGCCGGAACGGCGAGCGCAGCUGUCCCGCGGCGCGAGACAGCGACGCCCUUCCUUCCUUCCUCCUCCUCCCCGCACCCGGAUCUCGCAUGCGCUGCACCCUGUGGCGCGAUCUAGCGGCCCCGCACCGCCGGAGGUGGUAGAGGUUUUCCCGGGACUUGGGCGGCUGGGGUGGAGGGCAUGGCGACGGAGGCGUCCACUUCAGCGGCCGCCGGGGCGCGGGGCGGGAGCUGGGUGGAGGGGAUGUCGGCCGACAACAUCAAGGGGCUGGUGCUAGCGCUCUCCUCCAGCCUCUUCAUCGGGGCCAGCUUCAUCGUCAAGAAGAAGGGGCUCAAGAAGGCCGGCGCUUCCGGCGUCCGCGCAGGUGUUGGAGGUUACUCCUACUUGUAUGAACCAUUAUGGUGGGCUGGAAUGAUUACAAUGAUUGUUGGAGAAGUUGCUAACUUUGCAGCAUAUGCCUUUGCUCCUGCUAUCCUGGUCACCCCACUUGGUGCACUAAGCAUCAUCGUUAGUGCUGUUCUUGCGGACAUUAUGUUGAAGGAGAAACUUCACAUAUUUGGUAUACUUGGUUGUGUUCUCUGUGUUGUGGGUUCAACUACAAUUGUACUUCAUGCUCCACAGGAGCGUGAAAUUGAAUCUGUAGCUGAAGUUUGGGAUCUGGCUACUGAACCAGUCUUUUUAUUUUAUGCAGCCAUUGUGCUUGCUGCAACUUUUGUGCUCAUAUUCCGUUUCAUCCCUCAAUAUGGUCAGACACACAUCAUGGUGUAUAUUGGUGUUUGUUCACUUGUAGGGUCUCUGUCGGUCAUGAGUGUGAAAGCUCUUGGAAUAGCCUUGAAACUGACCUUUUCCGGAAUGAACCAACUAAUCUAUCCACAGACAUGGAUGUUCACCAUUGUUGUUGUUGCAUGUAUACUAACUCAGAUGAACUAUCUAAACAAGGCUCUUGAUACAUUCAAUACUGCAGUUGUUUCGCCUAUAUACUAUACAAUGUUUACAUCACUAACCAUUUUGGCUAGUGUGAUAAUGUUCAAGGACUGGGAUCGGCAAAAUCCAACUCAAAUUGUGACAGAAAUGUGUGGUUUUGUUACUAUCCUUUCUGGGACGUUUCUUCUUCACAAGACAAAAGAUAUGGUCGAUGGACUCCCACCAACUCUACCUAUCCGAAUACCAAAACAUGAUGAAGAUGGCUAUGGGGCUGAAGGCAUCCCUCUUAGAUCUGCUGCUGAAGGCCUCCCUCUCAGGUCACCAAGAGCAGCAGAAUGAUUUUGACCAUAGUACUGCAAGCGAGCUCAGCCAUUCUUUCAUUCCAUACAAAUUGUAGAUGUACUUUAGGUCUUAUAAGGUAAAAGUUCGGCUCCCCCUGUAAUUUUUGAGACAUCGGUACAGAGUAUCGGGGAUACAUACCCCCCCCCCCCCCCCCCCCUUAUACAUCUCAAUUCUCAAGAUACCCAAAAUGGGUAAGAAUCAAAAGGUUUUUUGGAUGUAAAUCCCGGGUGAUGGAUGCAUGGCGUUCUCUGGAACUGUUGUAUUCUUUCAAAUGAACAAUUAGAGGUAGGGAAAAAAGCAACUCCAAGAAGAUACCAUUGCUGAUUUCCGUCAA
This is a messenger RNA of Oryza brachyantha (malo sina), 1768 nucleotides long. Its product is annotated as probable magnesium transporter NIPA4. Gene Ontology annotation, molecular function: magnesium ion transmembrane transporter activity. The coding region runs from base 349 to 1431 and encodes 360 amino acids. The record is from RefSeq and is a predicted model, not a curated record. Gene Ontology annotation, cellular component: membrane. NCBI's taxonomy places the organism in Eukaryota, Viridiplantae, Streptophyta, Magnoliopsida, Poales, Poaceae. The transcript is spliced from 9 exons. Gene Ontology annotation, biological process: magnesium ion transport.